AAAUACAACAACAAUAACCAUGGACAGACAACCAAUUAGCGAAUAUCUUCAAAACAACAAUCUCCAAAAGUUGGUAGAAGAUGCUUUAAAUGAAUGCUACAAUGCUAAUGCUUCAGAUGUUCAUUCCUUCCUCGGAAACUUCUUCUUGUCUCGUGGUAAGAAGUCAUCUGGUCAAAUUGAUAAGAUUGUUGGUAGAGAAAUUUUGGACUCUAGAGGUAAUCCAACUGUUGAAGUUGACGUUUAUGUUAAUGGUCAAAAGAGACCAAUUGCCACUGCUUCUGCUCCAUCUGGUGCUUCAACUGGUAGUAAUGAAGCCCACGAACUUCGUGAUGGUGAUAAGUCAAGAUUCCUCGGAAAGGGUGUUUUGAAGGCUGUUAAGAAUGUUAAUGAAACUCUCUCAAAGGCUGUUGAAGGUAAAUCACUUGAUAGUCUUGCUGAAGUUGAUCAAGCUUUGAUUGAUGCUGAUGGUGAUGAAUUGAAGAGCAAUUUGGGUGGUAAUUCCAUUACUGCUGCUUCAUUUGCUCUUGCUACUGCUGGUGCUGCUGUUAAGAAUGAAGAAUUAUUCUUGUAUUUGGCCAAUGCUUUCCACAAUGGAAAGACUGAAGGUUUAAAGUAUCAUCUUCCAACUCCUAUGGUCAAUAUUUUGAAUGGUGGUAAGCACGCUGGUGGUCGUCUUCAAAUUCAAGAAUUCAUGAUUUUGCCAAAGGAAAAUCAAUCAUUCCGUGAAAAGCUCAGAUGUGUUGCUGAAGUUUAUCAACAUUUGGGUAAGAUUCUCGUUGAAGCUGCUGGUCCAAGUGCUAAGAAUGUUGGUGACGAAGGUGGUUUUGCUCCAAACUUGGAAACUGCUGAUGAAGCUUUGAACUAUAUUGAACAAGCCAUUGUUAAGGCUGGUUAUAAGGUUGGUGAAGACGUCUUUUUGGCUUUGGAUGCUGCUUCAAGCGAAUUCUAUGAUUCUGAAACUAAAAAGUACGAAAUUACUCAAGGAAAGGAUUAUUAUACUUCCGAAGAAAUGGUUGAAUAUUAUGCCCAAUUAGUCGAAAGACACCCUGCUAUCGUUUCUAUUGAAGAUGGUUUGGAAGAAAAGGACUAUGAAGGAUGGAAGAAGUUGACCGAAAGAUUGGGCUCAAAGAUCAUGUUGGUUGGUGAUGACUUGUACACUACUAACACCAGAUUGAUUAAGCAAGGUAUUGAAGAAAAGUGGGCUAACUCUUUGUUGUUGAAGGUUAACCAAAUUGGUUCUAUCACUGAAGCUAUGAAUGCUGCUAGAAUGAUUUUCAAUGUCAACCAAAAGGUCAUUGUUUCCCACAGAUCUGGUGAAACUGCCACUAAUUUGAUUGCUGAUUUGGUUGUUGGUAUUGGUGCUACUCACAUUAAGACUGGUGCUACUGCUAGAGGUGAACGUGUUUCCAAGUACAAUAGAUUGUUGCAAAUUGAAGAAUACCUCGAACAAAAUGGUUUGCUCUCUCAAUAA
Naegleria gruberi is the source of this 1471-nucleotide messenger RNA. Its product is annotated as enolase. Gene Ontology annotation, biological process: glycolytic process. The transcript has 2 exons. The coding region runs from base 20 to 1471 and encodes 483 amino acids. Gene Ontology annotation, molecular function: phosphopyruvate hydratase activity; magnesium ion binding. Gene Ontology annotation, cellular component: phosphopyruvate hydratase complex. The record is from RefSeq and is a predicted model, not a curated record. NCBI's taxonomy places the organism in Eukaryota, Heterolobosea, Eutetramitea, Acrasida, Naegleriidae.